AUGCCGUGGCCAUGGCCCUUCUCGUCGGCGCCGUCGCCAAGUGUGCCUACGCAAGAGGCAGCAGAACCGAAACGCGACUUUGGUCUGACCGAUGAGCAACGAGGUCGCAUAUUUGGCCAACUCGCUCCGAAGAAGGAACCUGACAGUGUCGACCCACGGGAAAAGCAAGCUGCCGAUGAACUAGAUGCCUUCCUACAGUCAUUCGAAGCUCCUAAGACAGGCGCUGGAGCGACGAGACCAUCAGACAAUCCAGUAGCAGAAACACCAUCGGAACCAAAGCUCACUCCCUACUUCCGACACCACCCAGACGGCACUUUAAACAUCGACCCUGUCGCCCUCUAUCCAGCCACGAUGUCCUGCCAACAAGCCUUCGAUCAAGCUUUCUACUGUCAAUCUCUCGGCGGCAAAUUCAACGACAUCUACCGUUUCGGCCACGUCAAGGACUGUGGUGAGCAAUGGGGUGCUUUUUGGUUCUGUAUGCGGACACGCACGUAUCCGGCAGAGGAGAAGGAGAGGGCGGUGCGGGAGUACUACCGUUUGAGGGAUGAGAAGAGGAAGGGUGAAGGGAGGGGAAGCAGUGAGGAUGUUUGGGAAAUUAGGACGGAGGCUGUUAAGAGGGCAUUCUGGAAAGAUCCUGAUGCUGAGGAAGAGGGCGAGGGGAUGCCAGUCAAGGAGUGA
Messenger RNA from Recurvomyces mirabilis, 678 nucleotides. RefSeq lists its product as uncharacterized. The record is from RefSeq and is a predicted model, not a curated record. NCBI's taxonomy places the organism in Eukaryota, Fungi, Ascomycota, Dothideomycetes, Mycosphaerellales, Teratosphaeriaceae. Bases 1 to 678 code for a protein of 225 amino acids. The transcript has a single exon.